CUUCGAGGGAGGGCGCCGGAAGUGACGCGAGGCUCUGCGGAGACCAGGAGUCAGACUGUAGGACGACCUCGGGCCCCACGUGUCCCCGGUACUCGCCGGCCGGAGCCCCCGGCUUCCCGGGGCCGGGGGACCUUAGCGGCACCCACACACAGCCUACUUUCCAAGCGGAGCCAUGUCUGGUAACGGCAAUGCGGCUGCAACGGCGGUGAGUGCUGAGCCGGUGACCAGCACACUUUGGGCUUCUGGACGAGCCGUGCAGCGAUUGGCCCCAGGAAGAAAACAGCCCAAAGAUGAGAGUGAUUCGCGUGGGUACCCGCAAGAGCCAGCUUGCUCGCAUACAGACGGACAGUGUGGUGGCAACAUUGAAAGCCUCGUACCCUGGCCUGCAGUUUGAAAUCAGUGAGUUUUCUGGAAAGGAGUGGAAGCUAAUGGGAAGCCCAGUACCCCGAGAGGAGAGAACACAACAUUUCUGGCUUUGCCUAUACCUAAAGCCCGUCCCGCUGCCCCAAGAUUCCUUCUGGGCUGCUCCCACUUCCGAAGUUGCUAUGUCCACCACAGGGGACAAGAUUCUUGAUACUGCACUCUCUAAGAUUGGAGAGAAAAGUCUGUUUACCAAGGAGCUUGAACAUGCCCUGGAGAAGAAUGAAGUGGACCUGGUUGUUCACUCCUUGAAGGACCUGCCCACUGUGCUUCCUCCUGGCUUCACCAUCGGAGCCAUCUGCAAGCGGGAAAACCCUCAUGAUGCUGUUGUCUUUCACCCAAAAUUUGUUGGGAAGACCCUAGAAACCCUGCCAGAGAAGAGUGUGGUGGGAACCAGCUCCCUGCGAAGAGCAGCCCAGCUGCAGAGAAAGUUCCCGCAUCUGGAGUUCAGGAGUAUUCGGGGAAACCUCAACACCCGGCUUCGGAAGCUGGACGAGCAGCAGGAGUUCAGUGCCAUCAUCCUGGCAACAGCUGGCCUGCAGCGCAUGGGCUGGCACAACCGGGUGGGGCAGAUCCUGCACCCUGAGGAAUGCAUGUAUGCUGUGGGCCAGGGGGCCUUGGGCGUGGAGGUCCGAGCCAAGGACCAGGACAUCUUGGAUCUGGUGGGUGUGCUGCACGAUCCCGAGACUCUGCUUCGCUGCAUCGCUGAAAGGGCCUUCCUGAGGCACCUGGAAGGAGGCUGCAGUGUGCCAGUAGCCGUGCAUACAGCUAUGAAGGAUGGGCAACUGUACCUGACUGGAGGAGUCUGGAGUCUAGACGGCUCAGAUAGCAUACAAGAGACCAUGCAGGCUACCAUCCAUGUCCCUGCCCAGCAUGAAGAUGGCCCUGAGGAUGACCCACAGUUGGUAGGCAUCACUGCUCGUAACAUUCCACGAGGGCCCCAGUUGGCUGCCCAGAACUUGGGCAUCAGCCUGGCCAACUUGUUGCUGAGCAAAGGAGCCAAAAACAUCCUGGAUGUUGCACGGCAGCUUAACGAUGCCCAUUAACUGGUUUGUGGGGCACAGAUGCCUGGGUUGCUGCUGUCCAGUGCCUACAUCCCGGGCCUCAGUGCCCCAUUCUCACUGCUAUCCGGGGAGUGAUUACCCCAGGAGACUGAACUGCAGGGUUCAAGCCUUCCAGGGAUUUGCCUCACCUUGGGGCCUUGAUGACUGCCUUGCCUCCUCAGUAUGUGGGGGCUUCAUCUCUUUAGAGAAGUCCAAGCAACAGCCUUUGAAUGUAACCAACUCUACUAAUAAACCAGUUCUGAAGGUG
Molecule: messenger RNA, 1731 nt
Organism: Gorilla gorilla gorilla (western lowland gorilla)
Lineage: Eukaryota; Metazoa; Chordata; Mammalia; Primates; Hominidae
Gene: HMBS
Product: hydroxymethylbilane synthase
Exons: 14
Coding region: 291-1466 (391 amino acids)
Biological process (GO): heme biosynthetic process
Cellular component (GO): cytoplasm
Molecular function (GO): hydroxymethylbilane synthase activity
Source: RefSeq, a predicted model, not a curated record